This is a messenger RNA of Panicum hallii, 1184 nucleotides long. Its product is annotated as S-norcoclaurine synthase 1-like. The record is from RefSeq and is a predicted model, not a curated record. NCBI's taxonomy places the organism in Eukaryota, Viridiplantae, Streptophyta, Magnoliopsida, Poales, Poaceae. The transcript is spliced from 4 exons. The coding region runs from base 10 to 1080 and encodes 356 amino acids.
GAUCAGCCAAUGGCGCACCCGAAAACAGGAGGGUAUCUGCCGGUGCCCAACGUGCAGGCACUCGCGCAGACUUGGAACGGCUCCGGCGAUCUGGUGCCUGACAGGUACGUCAGGACAGAGGAGGAGGCCACCGCCGAGGAGGACGUCGCCGGAUGCGCGCUUCCAGUCGUCGACCUCGGCAGGCUCCUCGAUCCCCGGUCGUCGGAAGAGGAGCUUGCGAACCUCGGCUCUGCCUGUCAGCACUGGGGUUACUUCCAGCUCAUCAACAAUGGCGUGCCGGAAGAGGUGAUCCGGGACGUGAGGAGAGACAUAGCCGAGUUCUUCAAGCUCCCGCUCGAAGCCAAGAAGGCGUGCGCGCAAGCUCCGGACGACAUCCAGGGCUACGGCCAGGGCUUCGUCUUCUCCGAGACGCAAAAGCUGGACUGGGCGGACAUGAUCUACCUCAAGCUUCGCCCCAUGGAGUCGCGGAACAUGAGGUUCUGGCCCGCCCACCCUCCGUCCUUCAGGAACUCCGUGGAUAGGUUCUCGACGGAGGUGGUGAAGGUGACGUCGUCCUUGCUGCGGUUGAUGGCCGUGGACAUGGGCGUGAAGCCGGAGCGCCUCCUGGAGAAGUUUGGGGGCCAGCCGCAGACAAUGAAGGUGACCUACUACCCGCCGUGCAGGCAGGCCGGCGAUGUGCUCGGCCUGUCGCCGCACACCGACGCCUGCGCCGUGACGCUGCUGCUCCACGUCAACGACGUGCAGGGCUUGCAGAUCAGGAGGGACGACGGCAGGUGGCUCGCCGUCGAACCUCUCGAGGGUGCAUUCAUCGUCAACGUCGGUGACACACUCCAGAUGUUAAGCAACGGCAAGUACAAAAGUGUUGAGCAUAGGGUCACGGUGCACCCAGACAGAGAGCGCGUCUCCGCGGCGAUGUUCCACCAGCUACUCCCGAACACGACGGUCGGCCCUCUGCCUGAGCUCGUGAAAGGCAGCGGCGGGGCGCGGUACAAAUCGGUGGAUUACACGGAUUUUAUGAAGCACUUCUUCUCCACGAAGCAUGAUAAAGGAGUGAGCCACCUCGACCACUACAGGAUUUAAUUGGCUCAAAGAAGAUGAUGGAGACCUUGCUAUCAGGUUAAUGAUGUAUUAUUUGAUGGAUGAACUCUGAAAAAUAAAAGCACUUGUGAUGCAUGAUAAAUAUA